CUUACUCGGACUCAGGCAGCUGCCGCCAUGUUGGUUUGAGAGGCGAUGACAGGAGGCGUCCGCGGCGUGUGGGACUGAUAAGUGGAGGAGGAGGAGGAGAGACAAAGCUUAGAGAGGGAACCAUUCUUGGGCUGUGGAGAGGGAGGACCCGGCCGCUUCCGGGACCAGUUGAAGUCAGCUACGCCGGAGCUCGCGAGGCCGGGGAGGGGAGGGAAGGCGGAGACGGGGGCAGGCAGCGGCGGGGGAGGCGGAGGCAGCAGAGGAAAGCGGAGGAGCUCGAGAAGAUGCACCCGGACCUGUGCUGCAGUCCUGAGGCGCCCUCGGCCUGAGCCCCGAGGGGCUGUGGGGUGUCCCGUCCGGCCUCGCCGCCCCGGGCCUUCGCUUUGGCUCUCAAAGAGUUAAAUGCCCUUGAGCGCGGGUUUCUGCGGCCCGGCUCUCUGCUCCGGCGGCGCGAGUUGAGCCGCGCGGCUCCUGGGCUGGGUGCGCUGCAGGCGUCCGGCCACAGCUCUGCCGCCACUCAGGGCUCACGCGUCGAUGUGUAGCCACAUAGUUAUCUAUGCACAUCCACGCCGGGGCAUUUUUCUCCUGCUUAAUGAGGACUUGACUCGGGAGCGAGUGUGAAUCACUGCCGGGGCUGGGAAAGGAGGAAGGCGGAUUUAACCCCCUCCCACCCCGCUCCAUGUCUGUGUGUCACUCGGCUCGGUCCACCUGGCGCGGCUGGCCCUGGGGCUGCCUCUGACUGCUGCUACUGACGAAGACGACGACGGGGUCCGCCGCUGCUGUCCUGAGAGUUUCCUCUUGCACCGGCCACACAGCUUCUGGGGAUUGUUCCUCUUCGCACCAGAAGAACCUCGGCCAGGCCGGCACUUUGGCUCCGAAAUAACUUAGUAUUAUUAUUUUGGAAAGCACAUCACGAACCAGUCAGAAUUGCGAAGGUUCAUUUUUGUACCUUGAAGACUUCUGCUCUUUUUUGUUUGUUUUCGGCGUAAACAUCUGGGUAUAUAUCCGAACGGCAAGAUGUCCAAUAAUGUCCCGGCGGAUAUGAUAAAUUUGCGCCUCAUCUUGGUGAGUGGGAAAACAAAAGAAUUCCUGUUUUCUCCUAAUGAUUCUGCUUCUGACAUCGCCAAGCAUGUAUAUGACAAUUGGCCAAUGGACUGGGAAGAAGAGCAGGUCAGCAGUCCAAAUAUUCUACGACUUAUUUAUCAAGGACGAUUUCUACAUGGAAAUGUCACAUUAGGAGCAUUAAAACUUCCUUUUGGCAAAACAACAGUAAUGCAUUUAGUAGCCCGGGAGACAUUGCCAGAGCCAAACUCUCAAGGUCAGAGGAAUCGUGAAAAAACUGGAGAGAGUAAUUGUUGUGUAAUCCUUUAAACACUGUCUGCCUGGUGUGGUGUGAUACAGUCUUUGUCUUUCAUGCUGCUGGGACAGAAGAAACCCAACAUAGCUUCAGAAACUUUUAGGAACAGUCUGCCUGCAAAUCCAUGGACUGAAUUAUUACAUGAACACUGUCAUCUUCUCUCAUGAAAGUAAAAAGAACCAAGAACAUUUUUCACCAUGAUUUUUUAUUUCUUGUAUUUUUGUUUAUGUUGAACAGUUUUGAAAUAUAUUGGCUUUUGAAUGCAGUCGAUCUCCAGGGGAAAAGUUAACAAGUCUUUCAUAGCAGAAAUAAUUUUGCUGCCACAAAAGUUUUCAUCACCAGAACUAACGAAUCAAGUAUUCCAAAUACAAUUUGCACUAAAAAAGAUCAUUAUUUUCCUCAUCAGCAGAAUUUAUAAUAGCUUAUAGUACCUAGAAAUACUUAUAUAUACAAUUCCACACUGGAAGACACCCAGCAAUUAUUGAAGUUAAUUACUGGGCUAACUUGAGAGGAAAAAUGGAAAAGAAACUAAAAUGUCGGUUGAAUUCUACCAAAGUCAGCCACAAUGGCUGUACUGGCACAGAAUAUUAAACCAAGUGUGACUAUUUUCACUGCAACAAAUGAAAAAACAAAAUGUGCCUGUUGUUUAAAGCACUCAGUAGAGGGCUGAUGAAACUAAUAUUUUUCCUUUAACCCGUGCACUCUCGAGUCCUGUCGUUGCUGAGUGCUUAUUCAGACAGCACAAGGGUGGGGUGAGAGUGCAUUUUCUAGCCUUAAUGUAGGAGGGUGCCAGGCGCACAGAGGCUUUCAUUCUCAUGCAGAAAUAAUAGAAAAUGUCAUUGACCAAUCAGUUUUAUGUAUAUGAAUACCAGAAAAUUGGACGUUUCCGUAAUUACUGCUCAUCUGUGACUGUGUCCAAUGUUAUGCUUAUUCAUUAGAGAGUUCAGAUGAACUCUUAAAAUUACAAAAAAAAAUAAAAAUCUCAGUACUAAUUUUGUUUCUUUAUAUAGUUUGCAUUUGGUAUUAGUGCUUGCAAUUGUAUGAAAAUCAAAAGCUGAUUUUUAUUUUUUAGGCAUACAAGGCAUACAUGAUUAAGGAUGCCACUCUUAUUUUAUACCAAUAAUUUAAAGAUUGAUAUGCUAAAAACAAUUUGCACAGCACUAAAGCAUGAACUAGUUUCAUCUAAACCUGUAAAAAAUAUGAAAGAUUUUAUAUUUUUUUCACUAGGAAGAAAUCUUCCUGGAUGAAAUUACAAAUAUGUGUAGAAUAUAUUUAAUAAAAAUCUUAUAAAAUACCUAACUAUAGAACUUACAUAUAGAUUGGCAUAUAGUAUGUAGAACAAUAUUCCUUAUAAAUAAGUUUAGCCUUUUUAAAAAUGAAGUUGCAGGCUGACAUUAUGUUCUAUAUUUAAUAAGUGUUCAUGACCCUUAGAAGCAUUAAGUGUAAAAGGUUUCAAAUGGUCAGCUUUCUUUAAAUGCAAUCAGGUUAUUUUAUUCAUUGUUAAUGCUUUGAUGAAAAGGCUUUAUAUGCAGUAGAUCUACAAAAAUAUUGUUCAUACUGAUCAGAAUUAAAUUUGUAUAGAGCAGAGUUUUAAAAUAAAUGUACAUAGCACUAAACAAUUUCUUUCUGCAACCUGUACUUAUAGAUUCUUUCUGUAAACUAAAUAAAAAAGAUAUUGUAGUGCAUUUUGGUGAUGACUUUAAAGGUCUUGAUUAGGUCAGUAAUUGUUUAAGUAUUGCCUCAUCCAUGUUAAAAAUGUUUUCUACUUUUAUUUCUGAAUCUUUUAAAGUUAAUAUUCUCUUCUUGGUUUGGGAGUAUUCCCAAUGUAUCUUUGAUAUUUAACCUGGUUAAUUUGUCCUUAGUCACAACAGUGAAUAGAAUUAUGUAGUCUCUGUUAUUGCUACAAUGUUAUUUCAAGAGAUGUUAAAUAUUUAUAUGCUUUGUUGACUAGCUCAAAUGUGAACUCUGUUAGUGUUGACUAAAGAAGAAAUCUGAUAAUUACUUAAUCGAGCCAUUAGCCUUUAUGGCUAUAUUCUUCUUUUGUUAUACAAACCACUAGUAAUUACUUUUAGUACCUAUUUUGAUUCUAAUUACUCUUGAGUUUUUCCAAAGUUAAAAACUAUCAAUUAUGUUUGCAUUUUUAUGGUGGUUAAAAAUAUUCCCUAUUGGGGCCAGGGAUGUAGCUCAGUGGUUCUGUGUCUGCCUGGCAAGCACAAGGUCCUGAGUUUGAU
Messenger RNA from Fukomys damarensis (Damara mole-rat), 3588 nucleotides. It is a transcript of the gene Ubl3, whose product is annotated as ubiquitin like 3. Lineage: Eukaryota; Metazoa; Chordata; Mammalia; Rodentia; Bathyergidae. The record is from RefSeq and is a predicted model, not a curated record. Gene Ontology annotation, molecular function: protein binding. The coding region runs from base 1018 to 1371 and encodes 117 amino acids. The transcript is spliced from 5 exons.